Messenger RNA from Paramecium sonneborni, 379 nucleotides. NCBI's taxonomy places the organism in Eukaryota, Ciliophora, Oligohymenophorea, Peniculida, Parameciidae. The record is from the annotation of a GenBank genome assembly.
UAUGUUAAAAGUGAUAAUAUUAACUAUAGCCAUCUCAUCUGUUCUUUCGACAGGAAGUUAUGAAGCAAUCGAUGUCGAUGAAUAUUUUAAUUAAUAAAAGAAUGAUGAAAUUUAUGCAGCAGCCAGAUUAAAAUUGGAUUAAACUAUCUCAUAAGAUUUUCAAUUUUUAAAAGUUGAAUCAAUAGAGAGAUAAAUUGUUGCUGGAUUCAACUAUAAAUUUUUUAUUAGCUACAAAAAUGAAUAGAGUAUACAUCUUUACGUUAUUCGUAUCUAUUAAGAGUAUAAAAUAUCUAUAAAAUAUAGUUUAUAAAAUAACCUUUAGAUUUAUGAACCAGAACUUAUCAAUCAAAAAGAGUAUCUUUGAAAAAUAUCAUAAUAG